AUGGGAGACGAUGCUGCUCGCGCCUUGCACGGCCCCUCCAGUAGUAAUGGCUGACUGGUGACACCCAGAUACGGCAAGUGUGAAUAGCUACCCGUUUCGUCGAACCCCAAGGAAGGAUAUAUUAUUUCCACGCAGAGGAUAAUCCAGCAAGAUGAGAGAUGGCAGUAGACCCAAGGUGUACAAGAAUCUUCGUGGCAGCCAAAGUUCAGGAAUUAAUUCACCAUUGGUGGAAACUGCAACUCGGAGUCUCACACAGGCUCCAUUACCCGCACUCACUCGUUCCCAAGCUGUCACUACUACCUACAUGCCAGUGCUUCAGACUGAAACUCUCCAGCAAGCAUCAACCUUGUCUCAGGCUCACUCACAAGUCCAGGAACAGACUAAUAAUAUAGAAUCACACAGACACAUCCAAGCACAGCCUCAGUCACUCAUUCAUACUCCUGCCCAGUCAGUCACACAUGGUGAGACUAUCAACUGUACUCAGUCACAGACACUGAUACAGGUGACACCCAGAGUUCUUACCCAGGCUCUUGUAUACUCACAUCCUCAGGUGCUUCCUCAAGUGCAUAUGAGCACACAGUCAGAGAUACACUCAUCACAGGUACAGUCCCAAUCACAUAUGCACACUCAUUUGCAAGUUGCCACACAGUCUCAAGUUUUCACAUCAACACAGCUACAAACUCAUACCCAGGGAAGCACACAGAUAAAUAAUAUGGCAUCAGUAUGCACACAGUCACAAGCAAAUCUUCCACUGCCUCCUCAGGUACUGACACAGUCACAGAUUUAUCCACAUUCACAAUCACAGGUACAUACACAAGUACCUACAUCACAAGUACUCACUCAGGCACAAAUGCACACUCAACCACAGACACAUACCCAAACUCACAUCCACAUACAGCCACAAGUACACACCCAUGCUCAGGUGCAUGCACAUAGUCAUACACACAUGCACUUACAUUCAGACUCCCAGCUACAGGUGGAGUCUACUCCCUCAACAGAAACCCACAUUCCUGUCCAGUCUCAGCUGCAACCUUUGCCUAUUCAAGCACAGAUACCAGCACUAUCUCAAGUUUCACUCUCCAGCACUCUCCCCAACUUAGUAGACACUCCACAGAUUGAGAAUUCAUCACAGAAGAAUUCGGAAGGAUUAGAAGUUGUUCACAUCCCUGUUUCAAGACAUCUUAAUUCUUCUUCUUCUGCCAAUCUCCAAGAGCUCCACUCAUCUGUCACUAUGAAUGAUGUGCUUUCCAGUAAUUCGCACACACAACUCAUGCAUACUCUUACUGCAUUUCCUUUGACAGAUACACUGAAUAAUUCCAUCAAUCUUCAGCAGAAUAGUGCAACUCUCUCACCAGCUCUUACUCAUUCUCUUACACAAAGUCAAAUCCUGGAUGCUCUUAGUGUAGAGAGAGUGCUUUUGCCUUCCAGAAGUAACUUGGGACAGGCAAUAGGUAGUGAGGAACGUACAGUGGAGAUGAAUGAUUUGUCUACAAUUCAAGAACAGGAAAACUUUACUUCUUGUCCAGAGCAACCAGGUUCUUCAUCAGUUGUACCCUCAGUUAAGGAAUCAGAAGUCUCUAAGUCUAUAGAUGCCUCCAAUCUUUGUACUUCACAGAUAAAUUCCCACCAGAUAAGUGCACCACAGUUGGGUAAUUUGCAUCUUUUAGCAGAGAAUGAUGUUGAUGCUUCUCUCUCUGAGAAGGUCUCCACUGCUACAACUACCACCUCAUCAAUAAUUGCUUCUAAUCGCAUGUUAAAUAAACUCCUGGACACUACCAAGCCUCACAUUCCAUCCCAGGUGAGCAAGGCAGCGGAGAUAGCACAUCUUGUCCCCAACCCUACUGCUCGACUCUCUUCCAGCUCUUCUGCUCGCUCUGGGGAAAUAGAAGAUGGUACAGAAAUAGCUUUCACUGUUUCUAGCUGUGGCUCAAAUUCACUUACUUCAACUUGCAGCUCUAUGGCCAGCAUGUGUACAGUUACUACCAGUGUGACUGGAGCUGGUGGAGGAAUAGGAAACAAGGCAUUGUCAUCUUCAUCUAAUGAUAGUAUCUUCAAUUUGCCAACAAACUUUCCAACUCCAUGUGCUACCCUGGUAGUACCUACUUCUGUCUCUCAUGGUCAAAUCACAUCUCAGAGACAGCUAGAUGCUGUCAACCAAGCUUUGAUAAGCUCUCAAGGCACACCCAGCAUUGGUGAACAACAGUUGGAAGGAUUAAAUGCUGUUGGUUUAAGACAUUUCUCCACAAUGUCUAACAUGUCCCAAAAUCACACAGUAACCAAUUGCAAUGUGUCUAAUGUCAGUAGUCUUGCCAUUGUGUUACCACCAGACAAAGCUGCAAGAAAAGGAGUGUCUAGUCUUCAGCCAAGUAAUUUGACUAAAUCAUUCAAUGUGAUGGGAGUCCUAGAAGGGCUCAGCAAAGGAGGGACAUUGUUGGACCCAAACCCUCGGUUUCAGAAUGGUUCUUGUACUAAAUCAGGUCUUAUUACUUCUACUGAUCCUAUGUUUACAUCUGUGGCAGUUACCUCUAGAUGUUCUUCUCCAGCUUCUCUUGGUUCAGUAAUAACAACAAGAUCUGGCACCUCUUCCACUGAAGGAUCAGGGAGGAUUAAGGCUAAUCUCUCAGAUACUAAAGUUUCUCAUCAGACUCUAGUUGAGCUUCUCACCAGAGCUCCAACCUCUCAUGGAGGAGGUAAUAGUGGUGGAGCAGGCAUGUCCCUUAUGUGUCUGCCUGAUUCUCGACCUCCCCACACUAGUGAUGUACUAUUGUCAGAGCUUCAUCGUAGUGAUGAAAGUGACCUAAGUCUUGGUGCUACGCUGUCCUCCACCACAGGUGAGGAAAUCCACAAUGCAAGCAGCCUGGCAACAGACGCUUCACUUGUCACUGGCAUGGGAGGGGAUUCUGCUCCUUUGCAAGAACUACCUUCCCCUCCCCUCUCCAGUUUCAAUUUGCCAAAUAUAGCAGGAGACUUUAUGGUUAAUGAAGUGUCUGGAAGUAAGAACUGUCAUCCAAGUCAGGUACAGCUCUCUGCACUUCUCUCAAACCUCCCCACAACUGACUUUGACAGAUUUCUUGAUAACUCAAACACAAGUAUGUGCAUAGACAUAAGUCUAUCAGACUCUGAAGUUUCACUUAAUGCUGAAUCUUCUUUUACCUACUCUCCAGGCAAAUCACAUGUCCAUAAAAAAUCACUAUCAACUACAGCUUCAGAGCUAACUUUUACCAGUGCCCUUAAAGCUGUCACUACAAAAUCUGGUAGUGAGGAAGGAAAGCUACCCUCAGAUCAUGAAUCUCCCUGUAAAUUACUGAACCAUGAACAGCAACUUGCUUCAGAACAAGAGCCAGCCAAGUCUCUUAAGGUUAAUUCAGUGUUAGAUAGUUCAGACUGUUUCCCAACCCAAGAAAGCCUGAAUCAAAUAGAAAAAACAGAAACACCCGCAGUUAACAUUUCAAAAACAAAUAUGAAAAUACAUAACAAGUCUCAAAGCCAAAAAGGAAAGAGGAAAGAAGUACUUCGAAAAAACGAACUUUUAGUACAGCAGGUGGCAUGUUAUAAGUGUCGUUUGUGUUCCUUUCUGAAUCAAGAUAAAAAUGAGAUGGUUAUUCAUAUGAGAGAACAUCACAGGCAGUACUAUUCUGAUACUGAGGAAUCUGAGGAUGAAGUUGGGCAAAGGGCAAAUUCUAAGAAAGUUAAGAUACUGAUGCCCCAGAAUGCAUGUGAGCAACCCGAAGGUACAAGUAGUGGCAAUGAUGACAAAAGAUCUGUCAGAAUUAUCAGGGAGAACAAUAAAAAAAAAAAUACAUCCCUAGAGUCUGCUAAAGAAAGAAGCCAUCCGAUGAAGGAAGAAAAUGAAGAUGUAUCAGGAAAGGUGGGUAUGCAUAUCAAAAGUGAACCAAGAGAUGUGGGUGAAUUUGAAGGUUGCCUUAUUGACGAGGAGGAAGAAGAAAGUGCAGGACUAACCAUUGAACUUGGUGAAAGUGUUGGGAAUAAUACAGGUAGUGAGCAGGAAUAUGCAGAGGAAGAUGAUACUAAUGAAAGCAUUGUAACCAGUGAGAGUGCCAUCACAACUACAAAAGUUAGUGGAAUACAAGCCAGCCAAUAUCUAGGUUCAAAAAACAAGGUAGGCAUCAAGAAGAAAAAUGCCAAAAAAUCAGUGGAUGACACAGCUUGUAUUCGCUGUGAUGUUAAUGGGUGUGGUGUGCGUAUGAAGAGUGAAACGAACAUAAUCUAUCAUCGCAAAUGCCAUGUCAACUCUAUGCUGCAGUGCCAAGAGUGCCUUUCUACCAAGUUUCAAGGUUGGCGAGAUUUAGCACUUCAUCUAUGGAGACAUCAUCUCAUUGACAUGGAGCUUCAUAAGUGUGACAAAUGUGACUACAAAUCCUACAGCUACAGCAAACUGAUGAAUGUUCACCAUAAGAUUCACAGUGAUGAGCGCCCAUCUCUUUGUGAUAUUUGUGGUAAACGCUUUAAAACACCAAAGCAGCUUCGUAACCAUAAGGUAAGAGUUACAUUCAUGCAGUUUACCCAACUGUCCAUUUCCGUUUUUCUUUAUCUUUUCAUAUCAUAAAUGAUUAUGAUGUAACCAUUUCA
Messenger RNA from Portunus trituberculatus (swimming crab), 4590 nucleotides. RefSeq lists its product as uncharacterized. The coding region runs from base 152 to 4567 and encodes 1471 amino acids. The record is from RefSeq and is a predicted model, not a curated record. Lineage: Eukaryota; Metazoa; Arthropoda; Malacostraca; Decapoda; Portunidae. The transcript is spliced from 4 exons.